This is a messenger RNA of Anolis carolinensis (green anole), 1306 nucleotides long. RefSeq names its product CD9 molecule (gene cd9). Gene Ontology annotation, cellular component: plasma membrane. Lineage: Eukaryota; Metazoa; Chordata; Lepidosauria; Squamata; Anolidae. The coding region runs from base 336 to 1010 and encodes 224 amino acids. The transcript has 8 exons. The record is from RefSeq and is a predicted model, not a curated record.
CCAGAAUAUCAAGGCAGAAAAUCCCGCAAUGUCUGCUUUGAACUGGGUUAUGUGAGUUCACACUGCCAAAGCAGAUGUGGGACUUUAUUCAGCUGUGUGGAGGGGGCCCAAGAGGGAGAGAGCGGGUCCUGCAGGCCUGGCGCGGCGCCGGGGAGGGCGGGCGGAGGAGCCCAGGGAGCGGCCCUGAGGGCCGGGGUGGAGCCCGGGACGAGCCGGUCUGAGGAGUGGCCCUAGGGAGCGCCUCUCCCGGCCGGGGCUGCUCAGACGCGCCUUCCGCCUCGCCACACAGAGAAGCACCGCUGCCUUCGAGCCGCCGUUGCCUUCGAGCCGCCGCCAUGCCCGUCAAAGGGGGCACCAAGUGCAUCAAGUACCUGCUCUUCGGCUUCAACUUCGUCUUCUGGCUUGCAGGAACAGCUGUUCUGGCAGUUGGACUAUGGCUUCGGUUUGAUUCACGGACAAAAGAUAUUUUUGAUCAUGAAGAAAAUGAUACAACAUUUUAUACUGGUGUUUACAUUCUAAUUGGAGGUGGUGCUCUCAUAAUGCUUGUUGGUUUCUUGGGGUGCUGUGGAGCAAUACAGGAGUCCCAAUGCAUGCUUGGUUUGUUUUUUACUUUUCUUCUCGUGAUUUUUGGUCUUGAAGUAGCGGCUGCCAUCUGGGGAUUUGCAAACAAGUCAAUGGUUGCUGAUAAUGUGAAGAAUUUUUAUGAUUCAGUAUAUAAAAAAAGAAGUGAACCUUCUGCCAAAGAAACUCUGAGAGCUCUUCAACAUGCACUAAACUGCUGUGGCUAUACUGGAGCUAUUGAGGCGGCAUUUCUAGACACCUGCCCCAAACAAGAUCUUUCUGAAAUGCUUAAAUUACAGUCAUGUCAUGCAGCUAUUGACGACUUCUUCACCACAAAACUGAACGUGAUUGGAGCAGUGGGCAUUGUUGUUGGCGUGGUGAUGAUCUUUGGUAUGAUUUUCAGCAUGAUCCUUUGCUGUGCUGUUCGUAGAAGCAGAGAAAUGAUUUAACACCAUCUCGGUGGGCCCCAUUCCUGUAUACAAGGAAUUUGUGACUAUUAAAUCAGCAUUCCUAAAGGCAGUUCUUAAAUUAAUAUGUAUAUUUAAUUAUUGAUUUCAUACUGAUGUUCUUAAAUUUUGCUGAUGUUUAUAAAAACUUUAAAGGAAUCUGCUAUUGAAAAAUUACCAACAACUUGUAUAUAAGGUUUUUAUCUCUAAAAUUGUUUUUCUUUCUUCAAACUUACAACUGGCAUUGUAACUUGUAUUGAAGAAUAUUUGAUACUUAAUAAAGUUUUAACAACACAUAA